ACUUUUUUGAAACUGUUGAUAUGUGCAUUUAAAGUGCUAUUGCUCAGUGUAACCAUCUUUCUGUCCAUACAGGCUGCAAAGUUUAGCAGAAGUUGGUGCGAGGCUUUAGCAGUCUAAGUUAGUCAAAUCAAGUGGGUAUCCUCUAAAAUAAGUCUCUUUAAGGCAGUAACUUGGUACUGAAGGGGCUAACUGGGAGACACCCACUUGAUUUGUCAACUUCAGGCUGAUGAGGCCUCAUAUAUUCUUGCAUUGAUUUGUUUAUUGAAGAGAUUUCUUUGUGGUGACAAGUAAUCCUUUUAAUGGACAUGCAGAUUUGAGAAAUUGAACCUGUCCUUAAAUAUUUCCAUUUUUGCAGAGUAUCUUGUUUCAAUCGGGAUUUUAUAUAAUUUAUUUUAGGAAUAUAAAACCACCAUCUGGUAUAUAGGAAAAUAACAUCAUUCCACUGCAUUGUGAUUUUCUGCUAGGCCUUCCAGUUAGUCACAAACAUGACUGCUUUUCUAAUCUUAGCUUUUAAUAUGCAUGAUUAGUCUACGUGAAUGUCCCACUGCUGCAGUAAUUGUGAUUUGCCAGUUGGUUGACUGGUGACACUCCAGCUCCAUACUGUACAUUGCCUGUGUUGUUCUGUUCCAGCAUGUGCUCGCACACUUUGUCUGGGGCAUUAGGGUGUUAAUGGAUUACCGAAAGGUGUUGACUCAGGUGUGUAUGUGUGAAUGAGGGUGGUACAGUGCUCAAAGCGUGCUGGGAUCUAGUUUAGACACCAGUCUCGAGUCCCCCUUUCUCUCUCAUGCGCCCUCUGCCACUCUUCGGUGAUUUGUUUUGUGUUUUCUCACCCUUGCUUUUGUUUUUUUUGUUUUUGUUUUUUUUACUGCCCCACCCCUGCACAUCAGUUAGCAGCAUUUAUCGUCUGCCUCAGUUUUUUCUUGCAAUGUCUCCUCUUUGCGUCGCCUAACAGUCACCGAGGCUCAACAUGGAUAUUGGAGGACUGACCACAGUGGUAGCAAAUUCUGCUUACAUCAAUGCCCGAGGAAGCAUCGACGGCUCUAAUGCUGCUGCAGCUCGGGAUAAGAAGUACCACUCUCGCCUCAAACUGCCCCACAUCACUGUGUGCGAGGGCUUGAGGGACACCCUGGAUUUGUCCUUUGACACAGUCUGCGUGGAACAGCCUAUUGGCAAACGGCUCUUUAGGGAAUUCUUGGAUGCAAAUCAAGAGUAUCACGGGCCUUGCCGUUUGUGGAAAGACAUCGAGGGCUAUGACCUGGCAGAAGAUUCAGACAGGGCAAAGAAGGCCUCAAAGGUCGUCCAGCGUUACAUGGACCCCUCUGCCAAACACUACUGCCCGUUCCUGUCUGAGGACCUCAUAGCUAAGGUGAAGGAAGGCCUGGAGGCUGCAGAGGAUGAUUUGUUUGCUGCAGCGUUGGCCACAACAUUGGACUACCUGCGGGAGGCCCCCUACACUUUCUUCAUGGAGAGCAUGUACCUGAAGAGGUUCCUGCAGUGGAAGUGGCUUGAGAUGCAGCCCAUGGAUGCAGACUGGUUCUUAGACUUCCGUGUGCUGGGGAAAGGUGGGUUUGGGGAGGUGUCAGCCUGUCAGAUGAAAGCCACAGGGAAACUUUAUGCCUGUAAGAAACUGAACAAGAAGAGGCUGAAGAAGAGGAAAGGAUAUGAGGGUGCGAUGGUGGAGAAGAGGAUUCUGGAGAAGGUUCACAGUCGCUUCAUUGUGUCAUUGGCAUACGCCUUCCAGACAAAGGAAGAACUUUGUCUGGUCAUGACCAUCAUGAAUGGAGGAGACCUCAAGUACCACAUCUACCUGGUGGAUGAGAACAACCCGGGCUUCAGCGAGUCCAGAGCCUGUUUUUACACUGCUCAGAUCAUCCAGGGCUUGGAGCACCUCCAUCAGAAAAGAAUCAUCUACAGAGAUCUCAAACCAGAAAAUGUGCUGCUAGAUAAUGACGGAAACGUGCGUAUCUCUGACCUGGGUCUUGCUGUGGAGCUAAAAGAAGGCAAAACACAGACCAAAGGCUAUGCUGGGACACCAGGGUACAUGCCCCCGGAGAUGCUGAAAGGAGAAAAAUAUGACUUCUGUGUCGACUACUUCACUCUGGGUGUGACGCUGUAUGAGUUCAUGGCUGCUAAGAACCCAUUCAGAAACAGGGGGGAGAAAGUUGACCGCGAGGAGAUGAAAGAGCGCAUGCUGACGCGGGUGGUGGAAUAUCCAGACAUUUUCAGUGAGCAUGCAAAGUCGCUCUGUGAAGGGCUGUUGGCCAGAGAGGUUGAUAAAAGGAUGGGUUUCAAGGAUAACAGCUGUGAUGAGAUCAGAGCACAUCCAUUCUUUCAUGACAUCAACUGGAGGAAACUGAAUGCAGGUAUUCUACCUCCUCCUUUUGUCCCUGACCCAAAAAGGGUGUAUGCUAAAAGUCUGGAUGACGUUGGAGCGUUCUCCUCUGUGAAGGGGGUGACCUUGGAGGAGCCCGAUAAAACCUUUUUUGAUGAGUUUUCCUCUGGCAACAUCCCCAUCCCUUGGCAAGAGGAGAUGAUUGAUAUGGGUAUUUACGGAGAACUCAAUGUUUGGGGUCCUGACGGCACCAUCCCGAACGACCUCCGCAGGGAGUCCAUUCUAGAGCAGCCAGCCAAGUCAUCGACCUGCUGUAUAUCGUAGAGUCAUUGAAACACCUUGAAAACACAUCAAGUUACACAGUGUACGAACUCAAAUACUCAGGACAGACAUAAGAACUGAACUUUCUGAUCGCAGAAUUACAAACAGCUUGAGACUAAACUUUUACUGGUGGGCACAGGAAACAGAAGGAACAGAACAGAGGUGGAUUUCCAACCUGGAAUGAACUUAACCAUUGAUUUAGUGCUGAACAGUGAAAAUUCUUGACAUUAUAUCCCCGCUGGUCCCCACUGUCCCUUCCUCACACUCUCUCUUAACCUUCUCUUUGUGUGUGCAUGUGUUACAUUAUUAUACUGCUUUUAGAUCUAAAAUGCAUUUUUAAAAAUCACAUUUUUGAGCAGGGACAUAGUUAUGUGGUACCUCUGGUGCUAAGUGACAGUCACAUGUUGAACAUGUCAGAUCUUUAUUUUCCUCUAUUGCAUAUGUGUUCCUGUAGAGUGUAUACUAUUUAUGAAAAGCGCUUUUAUUUUCUUAGUUUUUACUUAUAUACAGCUAUAUUAAAUGAAUUCCCAAAAGCUAAGGAACCAGAAAUGCAAAGUUUCAUGCUUUUGG
Molecule: messenger RNA, 3223 nt
Organism: Lates calcarifer (barramundi perch)
Lineage: Eukaryota; Metazoa; Chordata; Actinopteri; Centropomidae
Product: rhodopsin kinase GRK1-like
Biological process (GO): signal transduction; protein phosphorylation; regulation of signal transduction
Cellular component (GO): cytoplasm
Molecular function (GO): rhodopsin kinase activity; ATP binding
Source: RefSeq, a predicted model, not a curated record